GAAAAGACUGUCUACUCCUGCGUCUCGGUGGCGUCUUUCUCCCGCGCCUGCACGAACUGAGGUUUUGCGUGGCGGCGGCGGCACCGGCAGCGGCAGCGUCUCUCACUUGAACGCCGCGAGCGGCAGCUUCUCGUCUGUGUCCUGACCUCGGAGCCUACGAGCAGAGCGGCGCGAUGACGGACCGGUACACCAUCCACAGCCAGCUGGAGCAUCUGCAGUCCAAGUACAUCGGCACGGGCCACGCCGACACCACCAAGUGGGAAUGGCUGGUGAACCAGCACCGCGACUCCUACUGCUCCUACAUGGGCCACUUCGACCUCCUCAACUACUUCGCCAUUGCCGAGAACGAGAGCAAAGCCCGCGUGCGGUUCAACCUGAUGGAGAAAAUGCUGCAGCCCAGCGGGCCGCCCGCGGACAAGCCCGAGGAGAACUGAGGUGAGCGCUGCCCAGUCUUCCCCGUGUGCCGGCUGCGAGCCUCCUUGCUCCUGCAUCUCGACCAUUCCGUGUUGGCUGUGUCGCCUGACCUGCGUACCUGUGGAGGAUUCGGAACAAGUCAUGGAGAGACUGUCCGGGUCCGCUCCUUGUGAACUGUGCAGAAGGAGUGAUCCCAGCAUCGGCAAGCGAGGGAGAAGACUGCACGAGAGUGAUGCGCAUUUCGAGUCUGCUUUUCGAUAGUUGAUGUCUUCUUGCCUUUUUAAAAAACCAUAUAUAUAUAAAGUUUAGGGUUUGCUCUA
Molecule: messenger RNA, 734 nt
Organism: Mus musculus (house mouse)
Lineage: Eukaryota; Metazoa; Chordata; Mammalia; Rodentia; Muridae
Gene: Sf3b5
Product: splicing factor 3b, subunit 5
Exons: 1
Coding region: 174-434 (86 amino acids)
Biological process (GO): mRNA splicing, via spliceosome
Cellular component (GO): U12-type spliceosomal complex; U2-type spliceosomal complex; precatalytic spliceosome
Molecular function (GO): splicing factor binding; RNA binding
Source: RefSeq, marked validated